GGUACUCAGGGUGAGGGAUCGUGCAUAUUUUUCCGAUUUUGAAUACUAGCAUUAUAGAGCAUUAAAAUAUUAUCAUGUCAUCCGAACUUGAUUCAUUGAGACAACGCAUCAUUGAGCUUGAGGCCGAGAAUGCUGAGGUUAAGGCCAAAUAUAUCAAGGUUAUGGAUGAGAAUGCAGAGGUCAAGGCUGAGAAUGCAAAGUUAAGGUGCGCUUUGGAAGAACAUGAAGCUAGGUUCACGAGACUAGAGCAGAGAGAUAAAGAAAAGACCAACCUUAUUGCCAAAAUGGAUGAUGAUAUCAAGGAAAUCAAACAAUUAUCGGCCAAUGCCAGCUCUGUCGAGAACUCUCUACGACUAGCACUGGACUUGUAACUCCCCCAGAACAGGUAGUCGAAGAAUCGAUUCCAAAGGAAUCAUCUGCAGAGUCAGCGAUACCCUGUGAGUCUUUUGGAAACAAGAAGGACACUCCACCCCAAAAAAUUCCCGAAUUCUAUAUCUAGCAAACAUAUUCCAGAUAUCCCAGUCAAUGCUGACCUAACUCCAGGUUCUGUACUUCAUUUAGCUCAUUUAUUCGACAAGGCUGAAAAGACCGGUCGGAAAGAAAAAUUACGAUGGUAUUACUAUAGUAAGGAAUAUGAAAAAAAGAUUGUAACCCUUAGAUCCGAAAAUAAUAUUAGCGAUCAAAUGGCAAGAACGCAGAUUUAUGAUGAAAUGGAGCUGUAUCUUCCCGGUAAAAAGAGAGAGUAUUUGCGUAAGAUGACACAAAAGGCUAA
Messenger RNA from Rhizophagus irregularis DAOM 181602=DAOM 197198, 772 nucleotides. The record is from RefSeq and is a predicted model, not a curated record. Lineage: Eukaryota; Fungi; Glomeromycota; Glomeromycetes; Glomerales; Glomeraceae.